UUUAAGAGUCGAACACGUUCACUUGGUCAGAAAGUAUUUUUGUACCCUUUACAUUAGACAUCGUACGGCUUGAAUUAUUUUGACGAAAUUUUGUAAUUUUUGUUUCUCUCUUUUCUUUUUGGCAAAAUAAUCUGUUUCAAAAACACAUUCAUUUCCUAAAACGUAUACCUACAACCAAAUAUUAUCAUGGCUGCUCCUGCUCCUGUUCGUGGUAAUAAAGCUUCCAUGCUGAGGGCUGGAAAGAAGGGACCCGCCGCAAGCAAUUCCCACUGGGCUCCAGCUUCCACGCGUUGCGAAACCUUUGCUCCCCCUCCCAUCGUAAAUCCGGGCUCGAGUUUAAACAGCCGUAGUCGCGAUAAGAUCGCUGGCAGCCGCAUUCCGAUCAGUCGACUUUCGAUGCGCCCUCCUUCGGCUGCCCAAACGCGAAACACUUCUCCAGUGCGGGGAAGUCCUUUGAAAGGAACAUCCACCGUCAGUUCCUGUUCCUUGCCCGAGAAGAAAACAGGCGCGCCAGAUCGUAAGCCUGAUGAGGAAAAGGCGCCGGCUAAGCGCCCCGUUUCCCCACAGCGAAUGAACGUUUUGGCAAAACAAAUCUUUUCUAAAUCUAGAAAAGCAGGCGCCAAGGGAGACAAGCAUCGCCGGGUCAUCGAAUUGAACAAGUUGCGCGCCUUCGAGUCGCAGAAAAAGAAACUGGAGUACAUGCAGUCGGACUUUAUGCACAAGCUGCGCACCCUGGGUCCCCAAUUUCCAGGGAACACUGCCUACAAGUUUGUGGCAGUCGUGGUUAAUGACGAGUGCAAGGUCGUGGUCCACGAUGACGAUCUGCUUAGACUGCCCAAGAAUCUGCCUACUGCGAGUAUCAAUGACUUGAAACAUCGUUGUCGUGGCAUCGUCGAUCUGGGUUUUAUGCUCUUUUACGACUACCUGCCGUUCAUUCAGAGGUCUAGGAAUGAGUUCGAGGCUCGUGAUAAACGCGAGGAGAUUCGAAACAAGUUAGGAUCCUUAGUGAACCGAAAAAUGGCUUCUGUUGUCGAGGAGAUCGACCAUUUGUGUGGUCCAGGCUCUAGUAGACCCGAUCUCUGCAAUAUCCAGCUCUAUCGCGAGAUGGCGGAUCUGCGAUUGCAGAAGCAGCACAUGGAGGGUCGCUACUUCGAUGUCAAGAAGGAACACCUUGACGAAAUGAACAAAUUGAGGUCUGAGUACGAGGUAAAGAUGGCCGCACAGCUGGCCAAUCGCGACCAGACCAUCAGUGAUUUAAGGAAGAACCUUCGACGUAGCGAGGAGCUGGUCAACGAGCAAACCAUUCGCCUGGCGGAGAAGACUAAAACGCUGGUAACCGAGGAUGGAACUCUCGAGGAAUUGCGUGCCGAGAUGGCAAAGGUUAAGUUGGCCAACCAACGGAUGCUACAACGCCUGGAGGAGGCGGAUGUUGGCCUUGAACGGGCCCGCAGUUCCGUCGAUAAGCAUAUCGCACAGAUAACCUAUUUGGAGGGCGAACUCAAGGAGGCCCGCGAGCUGAUCGUCAAUUUGCAGAAGCGUCCGGAUUGCAUGGACAAGGGCAUUGUGGAGAAGGACCUGAUCAUUGCUGAUCUGAAGCUGCAGCUACAGAAUCUUGAGCAGCACAAGAAUGUGCUUAACAAGCAGGUGGUCAAUGCCUUGAAACAUCAUACCGACUUUGAGGAGCUCAAUGGGAAAUAUAAGGACGCCGUGGUGCAGAUAAGCGAUCUAAAGGAGUCCCUGAAGAUCACAACAACCAAAUCCGAGUUCCACUCCAAGGCCGAGGAGCAGUUACGCAAGGAGAUAGCCAAGAUGCGGGAGCAAAUGGCUCUUGAUCAGCAGAUGCUCACCGCUCGCAGCGAGCUGAUAAACAACCUGCAGAAGACCGAGCAGGAGAACCGCACCAAACUGGAUCAAAUGUACUAUCAAGUUAGCGAGAAAGACACGCUGAUCACUCAGGUAAACAACGAGCUGGCCUCGAAGGAGGAGGAGUUCCGCAAUCUCUUCGGGACCCUGACAUCUAAACAAGCGGAGGUGAGGAGGCAGGAUCAUGUCAUCCAGCUGCUGAAGGAGCAACAUUCGCGGGUUUCCUUUGUGCGAGCCGGUCAGGACGAACGGAAUGCCGCGUUGGAUAAAGAAAUCAAAGAUCUCAAAAACACCCUUCGUGAUUAUGCCAGAGUUAUUAUUGGCAAUAAUGGUCAACCAUUUUUUGAAGUUGUGCCAGCUGGCGAAAGCAGGUGCAGUGGCCACCAAGAUCGAGAGGAGACUCCCAUGGGAAAUGACAGAAACUGCGAGUUACUGCAGAGAUUACUGUCCCAUCAGAACCAGUCCAAUCCGCAAGAGCAGGAAAUGUCUCAGCCACAUGGUAGAUUCUUUGAGCCACUGCAUCACAACCUGAUGCCCCAUGGAUCACGAAAUCUCAGCCCCCAUCGAUCUUCACCCAGGCAAUCGCCCCGCUCGCGCUAUCAACUGCAACACCCACGUAACCAACAUCAAAGUCCUAGCAAUGAUCUGAAUCCCUCGCCUCCCGAGUCUAGCGGACACCAGCGAUCUCGAGACCAGCAUUAGAACUAAUAAGAUACCUUUCAAAUUCCCAACAUUACUCAAAUGGAGAUCACACAAGCAUGGAAAUUCUUCAGAUAGACACGCAAAAUUUAUUGUAAUCUUUGGCCAAAGGCAUUAUAUUUUUGUACCCAUGAGUAAUAAGUAA
This is a messenger RNA of Drosophila subpulchrella, 2707 nucleotides long. It is a transcript of the gene salto, whose product is annotated as protein CROWDED NUCLEI 3. NCBI's taxonomy places the organism in Eukaryota, Metazoa, Arthropoda, Insecta, Diptera, Drosophilidae. The record is from RefSeq and is a predicted model, not a curated record. Bases 187 to 2565 code for a protein of 792 amino acids. The transcript has 10 exons.